UUUUUCCAUCAUCCAUCAUUAAUAUUCCUUUCUUCUCGUACGUUCCCUCUCUCUCAAUGGAAAAUUUAAGCGGUUUUAAAGGAUGACGGUUUGUUGGUCCUUCGCUUUCGCACUCUCCAUCAUCGCCAUCAACGUCGCCUUUACCGACUCCGAGAGAAUUCCCUCCACUCUCGACGGCCCUUUCGACCCCGUAACCGUCCCCUACGAUGUCAGCUUGCGCGGUAACGCUGUCGAUUUGCCCGACACUGAUCCCCGUGUGCGCCGCAGCGUCAGAGGAUUCGAGCCCGAGCAGAUUUCGGUCUCUCUCUCCGUCAAUUACGACUCUGUUUGGAUCUCAUGGGUCACCGGGGAAUUCCAAAUUGGUAACAACAUAAAGCCAUUGGAUCCUAAUACUGUUGCGAGUUUGGUUCGUUAUGGGAGGUCAAGGUUUCCAUUAACUCGUGAAGCCAUUGGCUAUUCUUUGGUGUACAAUCAGCUUUACCCCUUUGAAGGCCUUCAGAAUUAUACUUCUGGAAUCAUCCACCACGUUCGUCUAACAGGACUGAAACCCAGCACACUAUAUUAUUAUAGAUGUGGAGAUCCUUCAAUACCGGCCAUGAGUGAUAUCUAUCACUUCAGGACUAUGCCAGUUUCUAGUCCCAGGAGCUACCCAAAGAGAAUAGCAGUUGUUGGAGAUCUUGGACUAACAUAUAAUACAACUGACACAAUCAGCCAUUUAACAACGAACAAUCCUGAUCUAGUUCUAUUGAUCGGUGAUGUAACUUAUGCAAACCUGUACCUCACAAAUGGUACUGGUUCAGACUGCUAUGAUUGCUCAUUUCCAUAUACUCCAAUACAUGAGACCUAUCAACCUCGUUGGGAUUACUGGGGGAGGUUUAUGCAGAGUUUAAUUUCUAAAACUCCAAUAAUGGUGGUAGAAGGGAACCAUGAAAUAGAGGAGCAAGCUGGGAACCAGAAAUUUGCAGCAUACAGUUCUCGAUUUGCAUUCCCUUCUAAAGAAAGUGAAUCUUCGUCCACAUUCUACUACUCCUUCAAUGCAGGGGGGAUACAUUUUAUCAUGCUUGGAGCAUAUAUUGCUUAUACUAAAUCAGCGGAGCAAUACAGUUGGCUGGUGAGGGACUUAGCUAACGUGGAUAGAUCCGUGACUCCAUGGCUGGUAGCUGCUUGGCACCCACCAUGGUACAGUUCUUAUAAAGCCCAUUAUAAAGAAGCAGAAUGUAUGAGGGUGGCAAUGGAAGAAUUACUAUACAGUUAUGGUGUUGAUAUAGUCUAUAAUGGACAUGUUCAUGCCUAUGAAAGGUCCAAUCGAGUUUACAAUUAUACAUUAGAUCCAUGUGGACCAGUACAUAUCACCAUAGGAGAUGGGGGAAAUCGUGAAAAGAUGGCAAUUGAACAUGCUGACGACCCUGGUAACUGUCCCGAGCCAUCAUCAACCUAUGACGUGGCUAUUGGUGGAUUUUGUGCAACAAACUUCACAAGUGGUCCAGCAGCUGGAAAGUUUUGUUGGGAUCGGCAACCUGAUUACAGUGCCUUCAGAGAAAGUAGCUUUGGCCAUGGGAUCCUUGAGGUGAAGAAUGAGACUUGGGCUUUAUGGACCUGGUAUCGAAACCAGGACUCGAACACUAAGGUUGGUGAUCAAAUUUACAUAGUGAGGCAACCUGAUAUGUGUCCUGUCCCUCACAAACUACCAAAAAGUUGGUUUGCAGACAGUUAAAUGACGUUACAAAAGAAAUUCACUGUGCUUUGUGUGGGCUUUACUGAAGAUCCAGGUAGUUUAGGGAAAAAAAAAACCGUAUCUAACAGCUCUCUUGCCCUGGCUCUCUCCCCUGACUUUCUUUAUAUGAUAGCUGUAGUUAUAUAUGUGAUACAGCUCUUGAAAUGAAAUGUGUGCAAAGAGAAACAAGAUGUCA
Messenger RNA from Durio zibethinus, 1910 nucleotides. RefSeq names its product purple acid phosphatase 15 (gene PAP15). Lineage: Eukaryota; Viridiplantae; Streptophyta; Magnoliopsida; Malvales; Malvaceae. The record is from RefSeq and is a predicted model, not a curated record. Gene Ontology annotation, molecular function: metal ion binding; acid phosphatase activity.